Ruditapes philippinarum (Manila clam) is the source of this 5096-nucleotide messenger RNA. RefSeq names its product EF-hand calcium-binding domain-containing protein 4B-like. Bases 512 to 2761 code for a protein of 749 amino acids. Gene Ontology annotation, molecular function: GTP binding; GTPase activity; calcium ion binding. The record is from RefSeq and is a predicted model, not a curated record. The transcript has 20 exons. Lineage: Eukaryota; Metazoa; Mollusca; Bivalvia; Venerida; Veneridae.
UUGUCCUUGACGUCAUAUGACGUUGACGUCAUUUCCUGUAAACAAAGUAUACCUGAUGAAGACUUUUGAGUCGAAACGUUGUAUAUUUUUCAAAUAAAAUAAUUACAUUUUUAAAUUGAAACUGGAGUUGAUUUCUAUAUUCAAUCUUACAUAAAAAAGUAUAGACAGUGCACACAUAUGUGUCAGAUAGGAGUGACAUGGAGCAUUUGACUAUACUUUUAAAGAAAAAGGGGUAUGAUGCAUAAGUAAGGACAGAUGGUCAGGUGGAUUAGAAUUAAAUUUUCAUGUGGAUCAUAAAGCCACUUUCAUUAUUUAAUAUUAUUGUACACUAGGAACACACAUGUAUACCUCAAAAGUCUGAAUAAUUGUUUUUAAAGGUAUCGCUAAAAACAUUGAAAGAACCUUUCAUCCGUUUUAAAUUCAAGCAUUUGGACUUAGAAUUAUAAUUUGGCAAUCAGAAAAGCUGGACAUUCAUUUUUUAAAAAGUUAAGUUUAUCAAAAUAUUUUGAUAAUGUCGAUGUUGAGUCGUGAGUCGUUUGAUCUCCCAGAAACUGCCCCGUCAGAGGAGGAAAUGCAUCUGCUGAUGACGGAAAAAGCUCACGAGCUGUUUAAAGUUUGUGACAUAGAACUUAAAGGAUUUAUAACAAAACGUGACAUGCAGAGAUUGCAGAAUGAGCUCCCUUUAUCACCAGAACAACUUGAGCACGUGUUUGAUUCCCUCGAUGAUGAUGGGAACGGUUUCCUUACUUUAGAAGAAUUCACUGAUGGUUUUGGCAGUUUUCUGGGUAUAAAGUGUGUAGAGGAGCCAGCAGAGAUGAUGGAGACAACUAAAACAUACACAGAUGAACAUGAUGAUAUAGACCCUGCAGAAGAGGCACUCAACUUUAAACAAAUGAUGCAAAAUGUUGGAGCAAAUAAUCUGUUUGAUGAUGAAUCAACAAUACAAGGUUUAUGGUGCAGAUUGAAAAGGGAUGAUCCAGAUCUUGCCACACAUUUUGAAGACUUUGUUUAUCGUGUGUCUAAUGAAAUAAGAAAAUCUAAAGUGGACUUUGAUACUCUAGAAGGGGCACUGAGAAGUAAGACUUCAGCACAUGACGAGGAGGUGAGAAAACUGUACGAGGAAAUGGAGGUACAAAUUAAACAAGAGAAAGAUAAAAUUCUACAUGAGGAGAAAGCAAAAGAACGUCAGUUGAGGGAAGCCAUGGAGAAUGAAAUAUUUGAGAAAGAUAGACAACUACAAGAACUCAUGGCAAAACAUGCAGAGAUGGAAGAGAAAUUGGGUUUUUUGAACACCAUAGAAACAGAAACAAAAAUUGAGAAUGAGAAAUUAGCCAAGGAGAAAGAUGACCUAGAGGACAUGUUAAUGAAGUCACAGUCUAGCUUAGAGGAAUCACAGGCAUACAUUAACCAACUACAACAACAACGCAAUGAUGAUAAAAGAGAAAGAGCAAAGGCAGCUUUAAAGUUAUCAGAGGGUAUUGCUGUGGAAAGAGAGACACUUGUCAAACAACUGGACAUGCUAAAAAACAUGAACAGAAAACUACAGGAUGAGAAAGACGAAGCUGAUAUAAGGCGGGAUACUUCAUUCCAUAACAGCAGUAUCGCCAGUUUGGACCAAGAGAUGGAGGAGCCAAGCCCGCGGAGUGAAAAACCGAAACUUGGCGACAUUGAUAGGCAGGGAUCAGUACUCGGAAAAUAUUUCAAUCCAAAAAGAAUUCCAAAACAUUUGUCUUGCUCAGAGUCAAUCACAGAAGAAGACGUAAGGGCGGAGGAGACGGACAGACUGACGGACAUUGAUGACGGAAUUGAAUGUGACGAUGACAUUUAUAUUGACGGACAAGCACCUGCAUUUAUACAUCAUAGUGGUGAUAGUAUCAAUCAUAGUAGAAAAGUUCCACCAUCACCAUGGCAACAGAGAGUAGCAAAACAAGGAGACACAGCAGAUAGUGACCUUGACUGUAUAGAUGGAAGUUCUACAGAACCACCUCAAUAUAAUGAAAGUUCUGCUGCAGCACCAAAGUUUGACCAAGUUGCUUACACUUCAUCAGCCGUCACACAUUUCGCUCGACUUUCUGAAAGUGGAUCCAGGGUACAUUCUCCAAAUGUUCAAAGAGUACAGCCAGUUGGUGCUGAUGAGCUUACAGAAUCUGAUGUACAAGCUGGAGUAGAGUCUCCUCCAUUACAGAGAGUAUUUAAAGUAGUGUUUGUGGGAGAUUCUGGUGUGGGCAAGUCCAGCUUCAUACACAGAUUCUGUAAAGGUCAUUUUAAAGCAUCCUAUGCAGCAACAAUAGGUGUAGAUUUUCAAAUAAAGAACCUGCCAAUGGAGAACAUCAUGAUAGUGUUACAACUAUGGGACACAGCCGGUCAGGAAAGGUUCCGCAGUAUAACUAAACAAUACUUCCGGAAGGCUGACGGUGUUGUUAUAAUGUACGAUGUUACAUCAGAGACAUCAUUCACCAAUGUUAGAAAUUGGAUGACUAAUGUUCAGGAUGGUGUUAGUGAUGAAGCAGUUCUUGUGUUGCUAGGCAACAAAAAUGAUCUACCAGAAGAUGAUGAGGGGAAGGCAGUCAAAAUGAAAAAUGGAUCCCAAUUGGCUGAUGAAUAUGGUUCUUUAUUCUAUGAGACCAGUGCACUCAGUGGAGAAAAUGUUGACAAUUCUAUGGUAGCCCUGGCUAGGCUUUUAAAAGACAAAGAAGAUAAAGAAAUAGAGAAAUCGCUUCAUUUAGAAGAUGCUCCGAAAAAGAAAGGCUGCUGCAGUUGAUGCCUGUUUUGCUAACCUCUGUUGAUUCAAGCAGAGAGUACACCUUUCAUUUAUUUGAAGUGGAAUAUAAAUUUACAUCUAAUAAUACACAUAUUAAGAAGAUACAAGCUUUGAAGUUCACAUUAUUUAAUGAUUUUAGGUUAUAGUGUUCAGUACAAUACAGAGAUAUAUUGUUUUGGCUCAUACUCAUCUGGAGAAACCGUAUUGGACUAGCUACCUGGUGAGUUAAGUCUGGUUUAUUUAGCUGGGUACAAAUCCAAAAUGAAUCACGUAAUGUACAGAACAACUUGUUACAUGAACUUUUUAUUCUAUACCUAUUUUAUCAUUUGGUUUGCGUAGGAAUACAUUUUGUUCAGUCAGUGGACAUAAAGAAGUCUUGUGAUUGAUUAGAUAAAUUAGGUAUAGAAUAAUACAUCAGCAUUAUACAUUUAGUUUUUUCUAUCCCUCAAUGACUGUCCUACUUAACUAAUUUUUCAAUAUAUCAUAUACGGUACAUGUAUUCAUUUGGAAAGAGGUGUACUGAUUCAGGCUCUUUUGUCAUUCCUCCAUGUAUUGACAUUUUUAAAUUUUCAUAGAAUUUUUAUAGUAAAAAAAUCAUGAUGGGUGAAAUUGGUCAAAGAAAAACAAGAAAAAUUAUGUCAAAACAUGUGCUGAAUCAUUAUGUUGUUUCUAUUAAGUUAAGAAAAGAAAAUUAUUAUGAUUUCCAUCUUUUAAAACUGGGAAAAGACGUAUCAGAUUUAUCAUUAGUUUGAACAGAGCCAUUUAGUAUACAUCAUUAUACUUGUACAUUUGUAUUUUGACAUCUUUGAUUUGAACUAUGAUCAGACUGUUUUGACAUGAAGCUGAUAACUUGUUAGGUAGGAGUUUAGUUGGAAAUUCAUUGUAAUUAAAACAUGAAAAUAACCAUUAACUUACACACAUAAAGUGAUAUACCUGAUACAAUUACUGGAUGUACAUACAUGUAUAUAGGAUGUAUAAAUGCAGGGUAGAAAUUUCUUAAUUAUUAUUCAAAUAAUUUUUGUGCAAUAUUUCCUAGCUUUCUUUUAAUCUUAUUGUAUAUUAUAUUAUGUACAAUGUUUAUUUUAUCUUGCAAUUGAUGUUAAAUUGUAUUUCAUAACAGUUUUAUUGAUAUGAAAUUACAUCAUUAUUUUAUUCUUUUUUCCUAUAUAAUUUAAUUCUUACUUCAUUAUGUUAAUAUAAAAAGUGUAAUCAAUGACAAUAAUUUAAGAUUGUUGUCAAUUUUCUAGUUUGUAUGAGAAUGAUUAUUUAAGUUAUUAAGCUUGCUUUAAUUAUGUUGUGGCAAGAUUUACCUGUGACAAAACGAGAAUUAUGUACAGGACUUUUCUUUGUUAAUCAGCAGGCUUUGAUGUUGAGAUUUGUGUACAUUUAUUUACUAAAACUUAUCUAUCUGUCAAUAUAAUUCUUAGAAUCAUUUAGUAUUCAGUUGAUAUUUCCUUAAUAAAUUAUAAUUUCUAACUUAAGCCUUACAACUUAGAGGGAAUGUUAUGUAAUUAAUGUUUUCUGAAUUUAAGCCUCGUUCUCAUAAACUUCAUUCAUUUAGUAUUAUCUGAAUCUGAAUAACUUUAGCCUUACUACUUUAUUAUUCAGAAAAUGCCAUAAAUUUAGUAUUGUUUAAAUUAGCCUUUCUAAUUUAAAAAUUGUUCCUUGUGGUCCAGUAAUUAAAGUCACAGACAGAAAUAUUUGCAGAUCACUGCUCUUACUUCUUCAAAGAAGUUUUACUCUUUCAUGUGCUAUCCAGUUAGGGUUAUGGAAUGUCAGUAAUUCUGCAUAGGUUUCUGCUCAUGUUUGAAAUAAUGAAUGGAGGGUCACUAGAGGUCUUUCUCCCGUCAGUAAAGCUUAAAUGGCACUAUGCACUUCUGUGUGACAUAAAAGUAAGCAAAAAAAGAAAAACUUGCUUCACUUCGAAGUAUAAAUAAGACCAGGGGAAAUAAAAACUCGUGUUAAUUUGCUUUUUGAAUGAUCAGCAGGUAUAUAGACAGUAGGGAGGUUAGGCAGAAUUUGUACAAGCUGUUGACAUGUGUGCAUGUUAAAAUUCCAGGUGUUUUAUUUCUAAUAUGAUGUCAACCAUAAUGUGCUUUAAUCUUUAUGAUGUUAUACACUGCUUUUACUUAUCAUUUUAUUCUAUGCUUUCUUUAAAGAUAAAAUAGCUCUAUGUAUGUUUCAUGUUUUUAAAAAUUUGUUAUAUUCUAACAUAUAUUUUUAUUGUGAUCUCGUUGAAGUUUGUCUUCCAGAAUUUUAUUUUUAUUUACAUAGUUUUAUCUUCAAUGUAUCUAGAUGAAAAAAAUAUUGAAUAAAAUUUGGUUUAAAAUCUUCA